Triticum aestivum (bread wheat) is the source of this 1597-nucleotide messenger RNA. RefSeq names its product cyclin-D3-1. The coding region runs from base 377 to 1135 and encodes 252 amino acids. The transcript is spliced from 4 exons. The record is from RefSeq and is a predicted model, not a curated record. Lineage: Eukaryota; Viridiplantae; Streptophyta; Magnoliopsida; Poales; Poaceae.
CUUCUCCCCCACUCUCGCUCCCCGCUUCUACAGUGGGUAGGCAGACCCUCCUCUCCUCUCCUCCCUCCUCCCCCUCCGCUCCUCAUCUCGUCUCCACUUGAGCAGAAGAAGAACGCAGCAGGCAGAAAAAGGAAAAAAAUAGAUUAUCCUUUUCGUUUUAUCUCUUUGACGGAUCAAGAACAGGGGAGGGAGAUUGGAGGGGGAGGAGGAGGAGCAAUCGGGAGGGAGAAGUAUAAAUUCGCAGGAAGAGACGAGGGAUUCGGCGUGGAUAGAUAGAUAAAUAAAUCAGUUCGCAUCGGUUUAUUGAUUGCUCAUUAACCCAGCAUUCCUUUCCUGCCGCUGCCAUUCUCGGGAGGUGGUAGGCGGAGUCGUCAGCAUGGUUCCAUCCGGGUACGACUGCGCCGCCUCCGUGCUGCUCUGCGCCGAGGACAACGCCGCCAUCCUCGGCCUCGACGACGACGAGGACGACUGCUCCUGGGCGGCGGCGGCGGGGUCCGCCACCCCGCCGCGCGUCGCCGCCGAUGCCGCCGCCGCGGCGGAGGGGUUCCUGGUGGACCACCCCGUGCAGUCCGACGAGUGCGUGGCGGCGCUCGUCGCGACUGAGAAGGAGCACAUGCCGGCCGACGGGUACCCCCAGAUGCUGCUGCGCCGGGCCGGGGCCCUGGAUUUGGCCGCCGUCAGGAGGGACGCCAUAGAUUGGAUUUGGAAGGUCAUUGAGCAUUUCAAUUUCGCGCCGUUGACUGCGGUCCUGUCUGUCAACUACCUUGAUAGGUUCCUCUCCGUCUAUCCCCUUCCUGAGUUGGUGUUCAGACCUUCAGAGAUUGCUGCAAGUGUUGCACUUGCUGCAUUUGGGGAGCGCAAUACUUCAGUAGUCGAGCGGGCUACAACUACCUGCAAGUACAUAAACAAGGAGCGAGUGUUAAGAUGCUACGAACUGAUUCAAGACAAGAUAGCAAUGGGAACCAUUGUCCUAAAGUCAGCUGGAUCAUCAAUGUUCUCUGUGCCGCAAAGCCCGAUAGGUGUGUUGGAUGCUGCUGCAUGUCUCAGCCAACAGAGUGAUGAUACUGCUGUUGGAUCUCCAGCAACAUGCUACCAAGCCUCUUCGGCAAGCAAAAGGAGGAGAAUUGGCAGAUGACUGGUCUCAUGUCGUGCUGUGCUUCAGGUGUGUUGCUCACCGUUUUGGCCGUUUUGUUGUUUCAAACAUCUCAAUUCAGUUUGGUCACUCGAGAACUAUAGCGUGGUCAAGUAGUUGCUGGAAGGAACAAAAACACCAUAGUCAAUACUUGACCCAUAAAAACAAACAGUUCACCGCGAGCCUGUUCAUGCAAUCGACAUAUGUAAGGGGCAUGCUAAGCUGUUAGUGUCCAGAGAUGCAUGCUAGUGUAGGCAGAGAUGGAGCAAGGAAUUUGCAUGUUGUAGAGAUGAGAGCUCUAUUGCCCUGUUUUGUAUUUUGGUUCCAUAUUCAGUUUCCAAUGAACUUUGGGCAAGGGCUGCUCUGAUCAUUGAGGCGGUGAAUGAAAAUGAUCCAAAAAGGGAUCGGCUGAGAUACAGAACAGUUUAUAUUUGUUCUGAUGAGUUAUAAAUUUUGUCGACAUUA